Molecule: messenger RNA, 1823 nt
Organism: Erpetoichthys calabaricus (reedfish)
Lineage: Eukaryota; Metazoa; Chordata; Cladistia; Polypteriformes; Polypteridae
Gene: trmo
Product: tRNA methyltransferase O
Exons: 6
Coding region: 113-1615 (500 amino acids)
Source: RefSeq, a predicted model, not a curated record
ACGUCUCCCUGUCUGCCUGUCUUUCACAAGCUUUCGGCUGCGGGUAGGUAGUUGCUUGGCCAACAUUUGGAAGGCAAGUGUUUUUUUGGCAGAGAGCUGUAGAUUUGGGGACAUGGAAGUGGAGCGUGACAGAAGCGAUGAAGCACGCGACAGUACUCGGCGAUUUCAGCAUCAGAUAACCGUCAUGAGACAAGAGAUUCAAAACUUAAGGUCUGUAAAUUACCGGCGGAAGCAUAUGGACAGUGCUGUAAGAGCACAUAAGAAAAGUGUCCAUGCCUUGCAGAAUCUCUUGGGGAACAUUUCUGACAAUGAGCUUCCACAACAUUCACAGAGUCCACUGGUGGAAAGCUCAACAGCUUUUUCUUUAGAAAAAGGAAAUAUUCCUACGGUGCCAAUUGGCUACAUAGAUUCUUGUUUUUCAUCAAAGAAUGGGACUCCAAGGCAGCCAACAAUUUGCAGUUUGUCCCGAGCGAAGCUGCAAAUAAACAGAUCUGUGUUCAAUAAUCCAGAACAUUCUCUAAUUGGCUUACAUCAAUAUUCUCAUGUGUGGGUUAUCUUUGUGUUCCAUAAAAAUGGCCAUAUGAACUACAAAGCAAAAGUAAAGCCUCCCAGAUUAAAUGGAAUGAAGACUGGAAUUUUUUCUACGAGGAGCCCACAUCGACCUAAUGCAAUUGGACUUACCUUAGCAAAGCUGGAACAAAUUAAAGGUGACACCAUUUAUUUAUCUGGAAUUGACAUGAUCCAAGGUACGCCAGUUCUGGAUAUUAAACCUUACAUUCCUGAAUAUGAUUCUCCACAACUAAAAUCAAUGGAUCAGCUAACCAAGAAUGUCAUUUGCCAAGAUUUUCCACUUUUUCCUACUUUUGAAGGGGAGUUUAGCGAGUCUGAAACUGAAGACAAUUCAGUAAAGAGGGAACUAACAAGUUCAGAAACUCCUGAAGGUUUUCUGGGUGCCUCUGUUUACUGCAGUGGGGAGUCCCGUUCCUCACGUUCUGAGUAUGAAGAUCAGCAAUGCCCUGUUUCAUCAAUAACUUGUGAAGCCGUCAGUCAUUUAGAUACUCAACCUGCUGCACAGAUCUCCAAAGAAAAUCAUCUACUUUCAGCUCUGCUAAAAAUUAAAGACUACUUAAAUGAGAGUGCCGCUUCCUCAAAGAAUGAAGACGCCAAAGCUGUUGUCGAGACAGACUGCUCUGUCGGGGAUGCUCUGAGUGAGAAAUCAAGAACAUCUUCUUUAGAACAUGCAGCUAGUGAAGAGUCUGCCAGUACUACUGUUGCAUCAUGGGUAAGAGAGUCCCCUGUGAGCUCUUUGGAGGUCCGGUUCACACCUCACGCAGAGAAUGCCCUGAGUGACUUUCAGCCUGCAAACAAAACAGGUGCCACACACCCAAGAAGGCCUGCUUUCCACUACCUGAGGUCCUUGGAUGAAGCCAAAGAUGCCAUUAAGGCGGUUCUAUCAGCGGACCCCCGCUCGGUAUAUCGACGAACUCGUUGUCUAGAUCAGCUUUUCUACUUCACCCUGGAUGGUGCCCAUAUUACGUGUUGGUUUGGAGAAGGCUUCGCCGAAGUUGUGCAAAUCAAGCCAAUACAGAAUCACCAGGAAAUGCCAGCUAUGUGACAGGUGUGGCAAGGAAAGGAAAAUAAUGUCUUAAUUUUUAAAAGUCUACUUAAAUCACUUUAUAUUGAUAAAGUACUAAGACUGAGAUUUUUGAGUAUGGUUGUCAAUAUUUGCCUGUAAUACCUAAAUUAAAUAAAAAUAAUGCCUUUAUUUAACUGAAUGAAAUGUACAGUAGAGUGCUGAAUAGGGGCAACCAGUGCUCACUUUC